GUCACGGUGGGCGGAGCUCCGUGUAAUCCAAACAGUGACAAGAUCACUCGGGCAGCGGUGGGUCGAUCGAUCGUCGCUCGUCUUGGUGCCAGCUGAGAUUUUGAUGACAGAAUGGCUGCUCAGAAGAUAAACGAGGCUCACGAGCACAUAGCUAAAGCCGAAAAAUGCCUGAAAACCAGCUUCACCAAGUGGAAGCCCGAUUUCGACAGCGCAGCCUCAGAGUACGCGAAAGCAGCUGUUUGCUUCAAGAACGCCAAACAGUACGAGCAGGCCAAGGAUGCUUAUCUGAAGGAAGCCGAAUAUCACACGGAGAAUAAAGCUCUCUUCCACGCUGCUAAGGCCAUCGAGCAAGCUGGGAUGAUGAUGAAGGAGCAAAAGAAGAUGCCGGAAGCCAUUCAGUACAUCGAGAAGGCCUGUAUGAUGUACAUGGAGAACGGGACUCCGGACACGGCCGCCAUGGCUCUGGACCGGGCUGGGAAACUGAUCGAGCCUCUGAACCUGGAGAAAGCGGUGGAUUUAUACCAGAAGGCCGCCGGAGUGUUCGAGAACGAGGACCGCCUCCGCCAGGCUGUGGAGCUGCUGGGGAAAGCCUCCAGGCUGCUGGUCCGACUGAAAAGGUUGGAUGAAGCGGCAGCGGCUCUGCAGAAGGAGAAGAACAUGUACAAGGAGAUCGAGAACUUCCCCAUGUGCUUCAAGAAAACGACGGCUCAGGUUCUGAUCCACCUGCACAGAGGAGACUAUGUUGCUGCUGACAAGUGUGUCAGGGAAAGUUACAGUCUUCCUGGAUACAGCGGGAGCGAGGACUGCGUCGCCAUGGAGACGUUACUGCAGGGCUACGACGAGCAGGAUGAGGACCAGGUCUACCGGGUCUGCAACUCCCCGCUGCUCAAGUACAUGGACAACGACUACGCCAAGCUGGCCAUCUCCCUGCGAGUACCCGGAGGAGGCAGCAAGAAGAAGAAGCCUGCCGCUCCGGCCGGUGGCACCGGGGCAGACUCCGCCCCCGCGGAGGAGGAGGACGACUUCGAAGGCGGCUUGUGUUAGUCUUCCGUCUCCACCACUCUUCCGCGUGCGAGUUCGAAUCCCAGACCGUCGAGCAAUGGAAGCACCGGCGGUCCGGGGCGGUGACCUCUCCUCCAGUCGUCUGCAGAUGUUUUCUCUUUUGUGGCGCAGUCAGUUCUCGCUGUCUUAAAUAGUGACAUCACCAUCCCAAAUACUGUCGGAAGUGUUGAUUUGUACAUAGAGAAGUGACUCAGUAUUCACGCACGCGGCGACCGAAGCAUGAGGUGUUGUGAAUAUUUAUGCUCGUCUGAAUAAACCACUUUUAUUUUCUGAAUGAGCUCAGCCAUUUUAGUUGACAAUUCUGUCCAUACUUUGACUCUCAUUCCAAGUGAAUCUCUGACGCUGACGAAGGGAUUUGUUUACAUGUUUUUAUGUGCGCUGUUGUUCCUCACAAUCAUAUCAAUAAAUGUUUGAGUCGU
Messenger RNA from Synchiropus splendidus (mandarinfish), 1481 nucleotides. RefSeq names its product N-ethylmaleimide-sensitive factor attachment protein, gamma b (gene napgb). The record is from RefSeq and is a predicted model, not a curated record. The transcript is spliced from 12 exons. Gene Ontology annotation, cellular component: SNARE complex; vacuolar membrane. Lineage: Eukaryota; Metazoa; Chordata; Actinopteri; Syngnathiformes; Callionymidae. Bases 112 to 1044 code for a protein of 310 amino acids. Gene Ontology annotation, molecular function: syntaxin binding; soluble NSF attachment protein activity. Gene Ontology annotation, biological process: intracellular protein transport.